Rosa chinensis is the source of this 1951-nucleotide messenger RNA. Its product is annotated as F-box protein CPR1. The coding region runs from base 99 to 1337 and encodes 412 amino acids. Gene Ontology annotation, molecular function: protein binding. The transcript has 3 exons. Lineage: Eukaryota; Viridiplantae; Streptophyta; Magnoliopsida; Rosales; Rosaceae. The record is from RefSeq and is a predicted model, not a curated record.
AUAAAGAAAACAAAAAAACAGAUCUGUAGAUUGACAAUACGUUUUUUCUGAAACUCUCUCUCGCUACCUCUCCGUGCCUGCCAUUGCCCCCUUCAGAAAUGUCAGAGUUUUCCAAAUUUCCUGAAGAGAUGGCCUUGCAUAUCUUAUCAAGGAUGCCACCUAAAUCUCUGAUGCGAUUCAAGUGUGUCCGUAAGUCAUGGUAUGUGUUGAUCAACAAUCCCAGCUUCGUGGCCAAGCACCUCUAUAAUUCCUUGCACAAUAAACAGUCCACAUGCAUCUUUUGCAAGCGUUACGUCUUCAGGGAUAUCGCCACUAAAGAUGUGGAAUCUGUAGUCUCAUUGAUUACUUUUUCUGAUGAUGAUGUUGGUGAUACUAACCAUGAGCAUAUAUCUCAUUCGGUUAUCCAGGACAUCGAUCUUCCACUUUCUAUGAGUGGAAUACCGAAGAACCAUUUAAAUGAGCCUGAGCUUCUCGGAGCUGUAUAUAUUACCGGGCAUUGUGAUGGAAUCAUUUGUUUAGUCCAUGGUGAGAUUGUGCUAUGGAAUCCAGCAAUUAAGCAAUUCAAGAUUCUUCCCAAGCCACUCCUUACAAAUGGGAUCGUAAAUUCUAUAGGAUUUGGCUAUGAUGCCAGAUCUAAAGAUUACAAAGUUUUUAGUUUUCCAACUCAUGAUGAGGACCGAAGUAGCGAGCGUGAUUUUAAUUAUCCUCCACAUGUUGAAGUAUACAGCCUCAGUACCGACUUGUGGACAGAGAUCAACGCCGAUCAUUUAGAAACUGAAACAACCAACUUGUAUCCUGAAUUUUUUCAAAUGUACUUCAAGGGAAUAUGGUAUUGGACCGGAAGUGAGCAACAAAAGGAAUUCAUGGUUGUUUAUGAUAGUAUGGAUGAGGAAUGGGUGAGGCAGCUGAUCAUUGUGUUUGAUAUGAAUGAUGAAGUAUUCGAAGACAUACUAUUUCCGUAUAGUUUAUACGGCCCGAUGAUUCCAUAUUUAGAAAUGCGGGUUAUUGUGUGGAAUGAAUCCGUCGCUCUUUUUGGUCAGUACCGUUUUGGUUAUGCUGAUGAUGCUUUUGGAUUAUGGGUAAUGGAUGAUAUUGUCAAAGGUUCUUGGACAAAACAAUUAACUCUAGAGGUCGUAGUUGGGACUCGGAUGACUUUGGAAAUGUGGAAGAGCGAUGAGAUUCUUAUGGUGGCUAAUGACAACCGUAUAUUCUCCUACAAUAUCAGAACUGAAGAGAUUAAAUAUCUUCCCAUUGAAAGUACGCAUCCAACUUUUUCCGCAGCUAUUGUAUGCAUAAACAGUAUAGUUCCGGUUAUUCAUGGGAGGCAACAAGCAUAAGAGCCAUGGAAAGAGAGCAGCGAUAGGAGUUGUGUAGAACUGUAGGGUUGUAGAGGCUUAACAAAGAGGGAGAGGCAAAUCGAGAAAGAGAGUUGAGGAUGAUUUUCAGUGAUCAAUUAAUGAUGGAUUUUUCAUUGUCAUCGAGCGGAUCUUCAACCCAAUUCAACUCCGAUAUUUUCAAGAACUAGCUUCAGAAUCAAUUCGCUCAGGCUUAUGCCGAAGAGUUCCUUAAGACCCUGGUAUUGUUGAUCUCGGUCUUGAUUUCAUUGUGAGUGCUGCCCCUCAAUCCAAAAUUGCUGUUGCAAAAUCAUUCAUCCGAUUGGUAAAUUAAACAGGUGAUGAUGGAGAUGGCGAGGACCUAGAUGUGGAGAAUGCAGUCGAUGAAAGAAGAUAGCAUAAAUAACUUUUUUGAUUAAUCAUGGAUUUUGAUGUUCUUGAUUAAUCAGAGAUUUUAGGGAUUUUGAUGUUCUGUGAGAACUGAGAAGGAAAGAGGAAGAGGGAGAAGAGAGAGAAAUAAUAAUAAAAUUAAUAAUAUGGGCUGUCAAAUUUGACAAAUUUGACAGAUGAGGUUUGGGCUGUCAAAUUUGACAAAAAGCCUCAAAUUGUCAAAUACA